This is a messenger RNA of Prorocentrum cordatum, 651 nucleotides long. Lineage: Eukaryota; Dinophyceae; Prorocentrales; Prorocentraceae. The record is from the annotation of a GenBank genome assembly.
GGUCUGCAUGCGGCCCCCUAUCUUCGUCGCCCGGCGGGCGGGGCGGGGGCCGCGGGAGCCGGAGCGCUCGGCCGGCUGGCGCGCGCUGGAGGCGCUGGAGGGCUGCCGGCUCGCGCUCGGGGCGGCCCCGGUGGUGCACCUGCACGUGCCCAAACCGCUGGCAUCAGCGUCUGCGACUGGGCCCGGGCCAGCGGCCUCGGCGCCCGGCGCUUCCACGAGGGGGCCUGCCACGCGCGGGGCGACGGCCCGUUCUGGCUCGGGGAGCCGGCGCUGCCCAAACCUGUCGGGCGCGGCUCCGGCAGCUGGCCCGGGCGAACGCCUCGUGGAUGUCGGUGGAGCGGUGGGCGGACCUGCCCCUCUGCGAGGAGCUGCAGUACGCGACCGUGCUCCGGGAGCCGGUGGAGCGCACGCGGCGGCACUUCCGCCACCUGGUGGGGUACUUCUGGUCCGUGGACGAGCAGGUGCGGCAGCCACGUGCAGCUGGACGGCCUCUUCCAUGACCUCUUCCGCAAGCUCCACCACCUCUCCUCGGCGCCGGGCGCGCCCUCCGCCGAGGCCGAGGCCUCCGCGCGCGGCGGCGGGCCCGUCGGCGCCGCCGCCGGCCUGCCCCACUGGCUGGGCCUGUGGGCCGGGCUCGCCAGCAACUGCCAG